AAUUGUCAAUGAAGUGUUGAGGCCAAUGGCCUCACGUCAGUUAAUCAAAAGACAAUGUUAUUAAAUGAGAGUGACCGUUGAUUGUGUCGGUGAAACUUCAGUAAUCAUUUUAAAUUAAGUAACAAUUUAGGAUUACACAAUAUUCAUUUAUUCAAGAGCAGGGGGUUAAUGAGAGAGAUGAUGAUGAUGAGGAUAAAGGAAGAUGAGAAACAUUAAAAUCUCUAUUUUUUGAUGAACAAUCUUGAAUCUUCAUUUGGAAUCAUCAUCAUCAUCAUUAUCCAUUUUAAUGUCAUAUUUGCAGGUUUCAUCUUCAUCCUCUUGUAAUCUGCUUCUCAUCAGCAUCUCAUUUAAUUGUUGUUUUAAUAGUUGAUUGUUGAUUAUCAAUCUUAAGCUCCAAUUUUAGUUGAUACCUUCUAGCAGGUUAUGUUAUUAAUUUUCACGUUCGCACGUCGACCUUGUUUCAGGCCACUUUUUCCAACUAAUAUUCCGGUGAUCAUUUUUAUUAUCAGUAUCAUCAUGUUGUUUAAAAGAUGAUGAUGAUGAUAAAGAUGCUGAAGAAAAUGAAAAGCCAAGUUCAUCAAACCCUCUCAAUAGCAUCAGGUAUCAACAUCCAUUUGAUGAGUAACAUAAACAACUGACCUAGUCCCAUCCUUUAACCUCCUCCUCCUCUCUCUCUCUCUCUCUCUCUCAACUGCCCAGUCCAUUUCUUUAAGGUGGACCCAAAGGUUUUCAUCAUUAAAAGUAUCAUGAAAACAAACUGGAAAUGAAAUGAAUCUGAAAUUGAAAAAAAAGAUCGAGAGAGAUAAUAAGAAAAGCGAGUAAAUGAAUUUUAUAUGUUGUUGUUUUGAUAAUUCAACAGGUUUCAGGUAAAAGGUUAGUGAAAGUUGUACAACUACUACUAUAAUUAACUAAAUUGUUGUAUCAUCAUCACAAUUUAGUUAAUAGUUGCCAGUUGAUUGAAUUGGUCAGUCUAAACAGAUAGGGAAUUGUUUGUGUUCACUUAGUAACGAAUUAACUUUUUUUACUGUUUAAAUGUUUCAACCGAAUCAACUUUUAUCUGGUUAUUAUCUUAUUGGAACAAUUAGUUGACAAUUAACUUGAGAAAUUAAAUUUGUUUUCUUUCAAUUCAAUUUCUAUUUUUAAAAUUGUGGAAAAAUAAUACAAACGAAAAUGAAAAUGUAUCCGAAUGAAAUUUUAAUUGGACUAUUAACUCUUAACCAUCUCACUGGAAUCAUUUUGUGCUCAGUUUUGUUACCAUCUAAUGGAUUAGUGUCUUCGACUAAAUCAUCACCUUCGAAAACAUUGGACAGUAAAGUGAUUAAUCCUCGAUCUUUAUCUUCAUAUUUACCACAAUCAUCAUCAUCAUCAUCAUCAUCAUCUUUACCUUUACCAUCUUCAUCAUAUCGAUCAUCAAAUCCAACUCUUCACCAUCUUCCAAGUCAUCAUCAAAUACCAUUAACACCGUUAAUCUCACCUAAUCAACCCCAUCUAUCUUCUGGCUUUAAUUCCGGAUUAGCCUCUGGAUUAAGGGCUAAACUGUCAUCUAUGUUACCUUUUUGGUCCAGAAAUAGUUCACCUAAAGCUGAAAAAAGAGCCUUAAAUUUGGUUCGUUUUAAGGAGCAAUAUCAUCGUGGCCUUCCCAAUGCAAUGGCUCUUUACAAUGCUCUUCUCCUUGAAUCUCAUGAACGCCGGUGGAUGUUAAAUGAUCCCUCUCUUCAUCAUCCUUAUCCUCCCGGUCAUCCAACCAACAGAAUGCAUGCCUCCGAAAGGAAGGUGGGAAAAGUUGUCAAUCGAAUAAUGUCCAAUUUCGUCGCCGAUUGUGUAGGUGUUGUCAUUACAGAAAUUUUCCGAAAAGUUGGUGAAAUUGCCGGUGAACUUGCUCGACUAAUGGUCAGCAAUACAGCUCAACAUUUCCUCGGUCGUGAACAACUCUCACUACGAUCAUCAUCAUCAUCAUCACUAUUAUCAUCUUCAUCAUCAAUUUUACCAUCACCAAGUAAAUCUGUUAGCCGGUUAAUCCAAGCAAUUAAACCCAAAACCUCAAGUGACAAGAAAACUGCCUAAUCUUUUGAAGCAGAUAAUCACAGUUACCAUUUCAAUCAACUUCAUCACCUUAAUUUACAAUUGUAAUCAACCCAUCGGAAAAUAUUGAUACAAUCAUAUUUCUAAUCACUUUAAUUGUUACCCAAGUAAAUCAACUUAUAAAAUAUAAUCUAAUUACAAUUGUAAUACUACUACUUGUAUAUUUAUCUGUGAUAUUAUGUUGACAUUUCAUUUAAUUGUAUCCAAAUCCUCAACUCUUAACAAUUGAUUGAUUAAUUGGUUAACUUUCAAACUAUUAUCAUUGAAAUUGUUAACCAAGAAAAAGUUUCAUCAUGAUUAACCAAUUAAUCAGACAAUUUAUAUACUAUAUAAUAGUAAAUUUCCAACAAUUAACCAUCUCGUUAAUUGUUAAUCAUUUUCUUUAAACAUGUUUUAUUUUUCUUAAUUGUUUGUGCUCUUAUAUAUUAAUAAAUAUAUUAGAUUUUCAUUUUGUAUUUGAUUAAUACUGUUAAUUAACUUGAGAGUUAAUUAAACUUGACAAUAAGUUUUUCUCAUAAUUUGGAUUGUUAAUUGUUGAUGAUCAUCAUUAUA
Molecule: messenger RNA, 2634 nt
Organism: Panonychus citri (citrus red mite)
Lineage: Eukaryota; Metazoa; Arthropoda; Arachnida; Trombidiformes; Tetranychidae
Exons: 2
Coding region: 1171-2064 (297 amino acids)
Source: RefSeq, a predicted model, not a curated record